Molecule: messenger RNA, 957 nt
Organism: Nannospalax galili (Upper Galilee mountains blind mole rat)
Lineage: Eukaryota; Metazoa; Chordata; Mammalia; Rodentia; Spalacidae
Product: olfactory receptor 2AT4
Exons: 1
Coding region: 1-957 (318 amino acids)
Biological process (GO): G protein-coupled receptor signaling pathway
Cellular component (GO): membrane
Molecular function (GO): G protein-coupled receptor activity; olfactory receptor activity
Source: RefSeq, a predicted model, not a curated record
AUGGAGACUACACCUUGUAAUGGAUCAGUAGAUGGCUCAACCGUCUUCUACCUGGUGGGCAUCCCCUCCCUGCCAGAGCCCUUCUACCUUCCUGUGUUCUUUAUUUUCCUCCUCUUUUACCUGCUCAUCCUUACAGGUAACACCCUGAUUCUGGUGGCUGUGGUGGCAGAGCCCAGCCUCCACAAGCCCAUGUAUUUCUUCCUCAUCAAUCUCUCGGCCCUAGACAUCUUUUUCACCACAACCACUGUCCCCAAGAUGUUGUCCCUGUUUCUGCUAGGAGACCACUUCCUCAGCUUCUCUUCCUGCUUAUUGCAGAUGUACCUCUUCCAAAGCUUCACAUGCUCAGAAGCCUUCAUCUUGGUGGUCAUGGCCUAUGACCGCUAUGUGGCUAUCUGCCGUCCUCUGCACUACCCUGUCCACAUGACCCUACAGACUAAUGCUGCACUGGCUGCCAGUGCCUGGAUCACCGCCCUCAUCCUGCCCAUCCCAGCAGUCAUGAAAACUUCCCAGAUGACAUAUAACCACAUCGCCUACAUCUACCACUGCUUCUGUGAUCACCUGGCUCUGGUCCAAUCCUCCUGCUCAGACACCAGCCCCCAGACCCUCAUGGGCUUCUGCAUCGCCAUGGUGGUGUCCAUCCUCCCCCUCUUCCUGGUGCUUCUCUCCUACGCUCACAUCCUGGCCUCAGUGCUUCGCAUCAGAUCCAGGGAAGGGCGUUCCAAAGCCUUCUCCACCUGCAGCUCCCACCUGCUGGUUGUGGGCACCUACUACUCCUCCAUUGCCAUAGCCUAUGUGGCCUACAGGGCAGAUCUGCCCCUAGACUUCCACAUCAUGGGCAAUGUGGUGUACUCUAUUCUCACACCAAUUCUCAACCCAAUCAUCUACACCCUGAGGAACAAGGAUGUCAAAGCAGCCAUUAUCAAAAUUGCAUAUCUCAAAACCAACAUGAAUAUUUGA